CUCUUUUCCCGGCGGCCCGGGCCGGAAGGGCAGGGCGGGCGGACGGGGUGCUGCGCACACUGCGGCACGCGGGGGAAGAUGGUGGCCACGCGGCGAGCAGCGCGGCGCGGGCUCGAGGCCGCUGCCCCGGCUGCGGCAGAGCUGGCAUCUGCUGAAGUUAGUACUCCUGUUUCUGCAAAGAUGUCCAGGAGAAGAACUAAAGGAAACUCUCAGCCAGAAAUCAUUCAUGAAUCUCAGGAUGAGGGAUUGGAAGAUGCUGAAACAAAAUCAGACCUGGGUGAUCCCUCUGAGGCACAAACAACUAAGAAUAGAGACAAAAAUGUGAAUUCAGCAAAAUCAUGUGUUGAGCCACAGGCUGAUGGAGAUGAAGCAGAAUCAAAUUACUCUGCCGUGUCCGAACUUGAGACACCUUUAUUCAUAAGGAUAACAAGGAGAAGACAAAUCACAAUUCCUUAUCAACCAGAUUCACCAGCCAAAAAUAGGCCUAGCAAGGCAGCUCUUCUAAGUGAAUUAAGUAAAUCUCAAGAUGAAGAUGUGUCUGAAGCUGAGUCAUGUUCUUCAACUGUAUCUGGCGUCUGUACAACUAGUGCUACAAGAACUACGAGAAGCAGGAAAUGCAAAGCUAAACUCCACCCAGAUCCAGUUUCUGAAGCCCAAGCUGAAGAGGUUUCUGAUGCAGAGUCAUGGUGCUCGGGUCUUUGUGUGGAGCCAACUGUAACUACCAAAAGAAUAACUAGGAGUAUGCUAAUGAAAGCGCAAGCAGAAACCAUUAGACAAACAGAGAAAAAAGUUAGUGAAGUUGGGCUGGAAGAUGAGACGUUAACUGAGGACAGAAUUAAAUCCCAACCAGUAGACAUAUCUGACUGUGAACGUAUCACAAAAUCUGAUCCUGAUACAGAGCAAGCUUCCUCUCUUUCAUCUAAUAGAUACAUCACUCAGAGUAAUAAACAACCCAGCCCCUGCAAGACCCAAUGCCAGACUGAAUCUGCCAAUACAAACCCAAGUGAUGACCCAAAACAAGUUUUAAUUGAUUCAACACCCAGCAGUCCUAAAGAAACAGGAAAAAGAUGUACCAUAGAAUCUCCUAAAAAAGAAACAAUAAAGGAGAUUGAAAUUGUAGAUAACUCAGAGGAAAUGUUAGAAAAGGAGAGAGACAUAACUGGAAAAGAAUCACAGUUGAAAAGUGCUUCCCUUUUUCUAUCUGACCAUGAGAGCCUUGAUGAGUCCUUUAAGUCCCAAAGGCAGACAACCCCAAGUAAAAGCAAAAUAAUUCCAGAACAGCAAAAAGCAGAUAUUGGGGAGGCUACACAGAGAUCUUUCACCCAUGCAGAUGAAUUAAUGGUAGCAGACAAGCCAACUAGCACAACAAGCAGCCCACAAAAGGGCAUAUACCUAUCACCAGUUGGUGGUGACAGUGAUGGUGACUGCAAAAUGUCUAUCAAUGUAGACAAUGGUGAAAGUCAAGCAGAACUAGUUACUAAAUCCUCCCCACAUGUAACCAAAAGAUCAUGUGAUAAAAAGGAAUCUGCUGUGUUGCUCCUGAGCAAUGAUGAGAGUGAUGAAAAGGAAAACAGUGAUGUGGAAGAAGUGAGUGAUGUAGGAGAAAAUCUGUAUUGUAAAGAGACCAGAAAUCAGAAGUCAUCCUUGAACAAAUCUUUAGAAAAUGACUCAUCACAUGGAGAACUGUUUGUAAUUGACACAGAACCUGGUUUGGACGGCAACAAAAAGUAUUACCUAGAACAGGAAGAUAGAAGGAGCGAUGCAGAAAGCAAGGAUGAAGAUAGAAGGAGCGAUGCAGAAAGCAAGGGUGAAGAUAGAAGGAGCGAUGCAGAAAGCAAGGGUGAAGAAAGUGAAAGAGAUGAGUCUUCAGAUCUGGAAGAUGAGGAGGAGUUCAUAGAUGAGGAUGAACAUGCAUAUUUAUUGAAAAAGAAAAAGCCUAAUAUUUUACAUCUAUCAAGCAGCAUAGAUCCUGGUCUAAAUAUCAAGAGUCUUGGAGGCUUAUAUAUUAGCUUUGAUGCAGGAAAACAAAAAGCUGGCUCAAGUGCAAUAAAACAAUUAAAGGGUGAAAAGAAAGAAGAGCUCUUGCAGAAGAGUAUAAUAACUCCAGAUUUUGAAAAAAAGGACUGUGUUCCACCAUUCAGGGAGUCAAUCCAUCAGAUAAAGAAACAGCGCAAGGCAGAGCGAGAGAAAACAACAGGUGAUGGCUGGUUUGGUAUGAAAGCUCCAGAAAUGACAAAUGAAUUGAAAAAUGAUCUAAAGGCUCUGAAGAUGAGGGCUUCCAUGGACCCCAAACAUUUUUACAAGAAGAAUGAUAGAGAUGGUCUGCCCAAAUACUUUCAGGUUGGAACUGUGGUUGACACUCCAAUAGACUUUUACCAUGCUCGAAUCCCCAAGAAACAAAGGAAGAGAACCAUUGUUGAAGAGCUGCUUGCAGAUUCUGAGUUUAGGAGAUACAAUAAAAGGAAGUACCAGGAGAUCAUGACUGAAAAGGCAGCUCUUGCAACAGGCAAGAAGAAUCGGAAGAAGAAGAAAUUUCACAAAUAAGCCUGGGAGAAAAUAACAAGAUGAAACUUUUUUUGUUUUGUUUUUUAAUUAUAAAAUUGUUUACAGAACAUUUUGGUGAUUGGUUUAAGAUUGAAGAUGUCGUACUGACUGAGUUAGGGCAGGGCUGGCCCUGUUUUUGCAGUAGUAUUUUGACAGGGGAGAAUGAGAUUUGAGAAAUGCAAUGGGAUUUUGUUCUGUGGACUGGUAUAGACAUGCAAGAGACAGCAUCAUUCAUUCUUCAUAGAAAAAGGAAAAACCAGAGAACCUGUACAAAUAAAUAGUAGAUAGAAAUGGUCACGUGAAAGAGCUGGGAUUAAAAUACAACCUUUUUUUUUUUUAAUGGAAAAACCUUUAUUAAAAACUGCAAUCCUCGGUUUUUUAGUUUUGUGAGAAACUAGAAAACCUGCAGGCACUUGUCACUAAAGACUCAUAGUUACUGACGGAGUUUAUAAAAACAUAUGUAUUCAACCUACAGUAAUCAGUGACUUUUUAAAAUCUCAUUGAGCAACGAUUCAGAUUCUGAGCAAUGAUGCUUCAAAACCGUAAACUUACACCUGGUAAAAAUAACAUUCUAUUAUGUGUUAUACAGGAAAAAUAAAUUGUCCACAAAUGGAGAUGAGUUUUAACUCUGAUAAAGCCACCUGAAAUCUGUCAUCUUUAAGUGGAUGUUCAUAUACUAUAUUGGUCUAAUUUAAUGUUAACUUAAAGGGUAAAAAUGUAGAUUUCAAGGUAUAGUGCCAAACGUAAGGCAUCAUCACUUUUGCCUACUUCUUGGUCUCUGUAGAGUCUAGCCCCUAUUUACAUAAUUUAUGAAGCAGUUUCUGUUGAAAGGAGCUUACAUUUAAUCUUUCUCUUGUUACAUUGCUUAAUUAAGUUAGUUGUUCCUUAUCCAUUGCCUCAGUAAGAGUUGUUGCUGGGCUAUUCUUUAGCAGCGGUUAAUGAGAAAUGACUUGUGCAUGGAUAUGACUCUUGCAUGCUAUUUUAAAAGUAAUUCUCGUUCGGCUUGAUCUCUGGUGGUGGAGUUUUCCACAUCUGAAGACUGAACAUAGCAUGGUGUAGAUUAUCCUCCAGAUUCUACAUAUCUAACUUUUUUUAAAUCCACUGGUUUUUUUUGUUGAGGGUUAUGUAUUUUUACCACUUGCCUGUUGGUUAGCCAUUAAUGUGAAAUGACUCCCUGGGGUCAGUCAGUUUUCUAGUAUACACAGACUACCACAAGUGGUAUUAUGGUAAUUUCCAGUCUUGUUGGCAGUUUUAGUUGAGAAGCUAAGAACUGAAUGGAUGAGGAGAGAGAACUCUUUUCAACCCUAGUGAUAGUCCCUCCAAAUCAAGAUUGAGGGAAACUGGUACAUAGAUGUGGAAAGCUUGCACUGCCCCUGCAGAUUCUGUAGGUGCCAUGCACUUCAGUUUCCCAGCCUGUCAGUCCAUCACCUUGCAUAAUCACAUGUAUUUUCAGUAAAAGUUUAAGCUUUUGAAUGACCCCUACAAUAUUUUUGUACUUCUGUUGCAGCUAAUAUAGUUCAAAUUAAUUACUAAUGUUAGGAUAGAGAAUAACACAGAAAAUGUAAUGGUAGAACAGAAGUUGAUGGUAGGAAAUUACUGGUACUUCAUUCAACAAUAGUGGGAUUGUGUGGGGUGGACUGUCCAGGAGAGGAAAGGGAAAGAAAAACUGAGAAAAGAUGAUAAAAGUAAAAUGUGUAGAGAUGGCCUUCAUGGUCCUAUUUUAUAGCUUCUGACAAAAGGAAAUAUGACUUAAAUAGUGUAGUAAAAAAAUUAAGAGACUGGACAUUUGUGUCUGAAAAUGUCCUCAGCUCUGAGCAACCAAGAUAGCCUUAGAAGAGCUUCCAACCCCCAUGGCUCAAGCCAUACACUGAUCACCAACUGAAGUUAGGAAGAAAUUUUCCCAUGUCUCUCUCUUGCAUUUAUGUUUUUUCUAAAGCAACCCAGCAUUAGUCACUAUUGGAGACAGGCUAGGACCAAGUUUUCGCAUUUUGAAACUGCUAAGUUAAAGUGUCAGGUUCAGGACAUACAAAUACAGAUACCCAUCACUCCUGUAAAUCUUGGCUGAGAUGUAGUUCUGUUCUACUAUCGUCAUUCCUGUAUUUGUAUCUCAGACCUGUGCAUACAUCAUUGACGAUAAUGCAAGAACAAGGAAAUACAACCAGAACUGUGCUCUCUUGUGCUCUGUAAGAUAUGUGGAGGCAGAAGAAUAUCAAUAUUGGACAAACAGGAAAGAACAAAAUUGGAAUAAGAAAAGUUUUGAAGUGUUUAAGAGUAUUAUGAACAAUGGUCAUAUGAACUUGUAUAAAAUUAUACAGAAUUUUUGUAGCUAUUUUUAAAAUUAUUUUAAUUAGAAUAUAUUUUCUGUGCAAAGAGUUUUUGUGACAUUUUAAAAUAAGAGGAAGAUGUGGUAUCUUAAAUUAAAAGCUAACUUAUUGACUAUGCUAACAUUAUUAUCAAGGCAUAAUAUCAUGCCUGCACUAUUUAUACAAGACUGAUAUAAAAGGUAAGAUACUAAGAAAGUGUUAAAAACUGUUUAAAUUUAGAAUUAGAACAUGAGCACAUUGCUGCAUUCUUGAGUUCUAAUUAAAGAAUACAUUAGCUCUAUUACAUAUUGUGCCAAAUGGAAGCCUAUCAGGAGGCCAAAUCACUGAUAAGCAACACAGAUAAAACAAGCCUAUAGAAAAUAGAUUUAUAAAAGAACUGUGUUUUGAGAAACUUAAUUUUUGUGUGUGUAAACAGUAUGUAAUAUACUGGUUUCUUUGUUGUUCUGUACUGGAGUGACCUGCUCAGAUAUUUCAGUUUGUAAUCAUACUGCUUUCUAUAGGCUGGCCUGAAAACAUAAGCUCUACUAUUGCCAAGAGAGAUUCCUCUUUAGUUCAAGGGGUAGAAACCUGUGAUUUUUGGUGCAGCAGGUGAUGUGGUUGUUUUCUAUAUACAGUAUGCACUUGCUGAUGGCCUAGGUGUCCCUAGACUGUUGCAUGUUCUCUGAAUAUUAGGAGUAGAUUUGUUUUCUUGUACUCCUUGCCAGUCUAUAUCCAUCUUUUGUCUCUUGUCUUAAGCUCUCUGGGACAGGGACUGCCUUUUUGUUUUUUAUUUGUACAGUGCCUAGUACAAUGGGGUCCUGGUCCAUGAUGAGGGCUCCCAACCAGUAGUGUAAUACAAAUAAUAAAAUCUGAUUAUUUA
This is a messenger RNA of Caretta caretta (loggerhead turtle), 5727 nucleotides long. RefSeq names its product deoxynucleotidyltransferase terminal interacting protein 2 (gene DNTTIP2). Gene Ontology annotation, cellular component: nucleolus. NCBI's taxonomy places the organism in Eukaryota, Metazoa, Chordata, Testudines, Cheloniidae. Gene Ontology annotation, biological process: RNA processing. The record is from RefSeq and is a predicted model, not a curated record. Gene Ontology annotation, molecular function: RNA binding.